Molecule: messenger RNA, 746 nt
Organism: Schistocerca nitens (vagrant locust)
Lineage: Eukaryota; Metazoa; Arthropoda; Insecta; Orthoptera; Acrididae
Product: ADP-ribosylation factor-like protein 2-binding protein
Exons: 6
Coding region: 129-614 (161 amino acids)
Biological process (GO): maintenance of protein location in nucleus; positive regulation of tyrosine phosphorylation of STAT protein
Cellular component (GO): mitochondrial intermembrane space
Source: RefSeq, a predicted model, not a curated record
UCGUGCCUGAAGCGUCGUUGUGAGGUUUUUACAACCAUUGACAUGUCGUUAAUAAUUUUUGGCAACAAUAAAUCGGCGAAUUUAUUAUAAUGAUAUACGUUUGAUUGUAUAUAUAGAUACUGUUGAAGAUGAGCGAUUAUUUUGAAGACUUUGGUGUUCCAGAUGAUUGUGACACUCUUGAAUUUGGUUGUAACGAUGACAAUAUGAAGCCUGAGGACACAUUUUUUGAUGAUGUGAUUGGGCAUAUUGAAGAUGUGUUAGUGGACCAAGAAUUUCAAGACAUGCAGAAAUCAUUCAUGGAGAAAUAUUGGCAGGAAUUUCAUGAGGGAGAGGAAAACAAACUAUGCUACAUGGAUAUUUUUAAAGAAUAUGGAGACUUGAUUGAAAAUCAUAUCGAGAACUAUUUGGCAAACAGGAUACCACAUUUUUCCAUGCAAAAUUUUAUUGAAGAGUUGCAGAGACGAAAGUGCAACCUGGAUGGGGAAGUGUUUGAAGUAUUGUAUACCUUUACAGAUUUCAGUGCAUUUAAGGAAAUGUUCUUAGAUUAUAAGGCAGUUAAAGAAGGAACUGUGGAAAAUUUGUUAGUGACUGCAUAUGACUUGCCUUCUGCAUGAGACUGAAUUUAUUCGCACUACGUAAAUUUUUCUUUCGAAUCAUGAAUUUUGUUCCAAGCAGAAUACUUUUUGAGAAAUAUUUUGUCAGGUAGUAUGUACCAGUGCACUAUAGACAAAUAAAAUUCUUAUUGA